Molecule: messenger RNA, 2388 nt
Organism: Puma concolor (puma)
Lineage: Eukaryota; Metazoa; Chordata; Mammalia; Carnivora; Felidae
Source: RefSeq, a predicted model, not a curated record
AUGCAUCAGCUGUUCAGACUGGUUUUAGGACAAAAAGAUCUUUCCCGCGCCGGGGACCUCUUCUCUUUAGAUGACUCUGAGAUUGAAGACAGCCUGACAGAAGCUCUGGAACAAAUUAAAAUAAUUAGCUCAUCUUCCGAUUACCAAACCAAUAACAAUGACCAGGCAGUGGUUGAAAUCUGUAUCACGCGAAUCACAACAGCUAUCAGAGAGACAGAGUCCAUUGAAAAGCAUGCCAAGGCCCUUGUGGGGCUCUGGGACUCCUGCUUGGAACACAACCUGAGACCCUCUGGGAAAGACGAAGACACUCCGCAUGCAAAAAUUGCUUCUGAUAUCAUGAGUUGCAUUUUACAGAAUUACAACCGGCCCCCUGUGAUGGCGUUAGCCAUCCCCAUAGCAGUGAAAUUCCUCCACAGAGGCAACAAGGAACUGUGCAGGAAUAUGUCCAACUACCUGUCCCUGGCUGCAAUCACCAAGGCAGAUCUUCUGGCUGAUCACACAGACGUUAUAGUAAAGAGCAUACUCCAAGGUAAUGCCAUGUUGUUGAGGGUGUUACCUGCUGUGUAUGAAAAGCAGCCUCAGCCAAUUAACAGACACCUGACAGAACUCCUGGCCUUGAUGUCUCAGCUGGAACAACCAGAACAGUACCAUCUUCUACGGCUUUUACAUGUAGCUGCAAAGAGAAAGCAACCAGAGGUGGUUCAGAAGUGUAUUCCUUUCCUAAUCAGGCAUUUGAAAGACUCAACCCAUAAUGAUGUCAUCCUAAACAUCCUCAUAGAGAUAGCAGGCUAUGAACCUGUGGCUUUGAACAGUUUUCUUCCAAUGCUGAAAGAGAUUGGUGAGAGAUUCCCCUACCUCAUCGGACAAAUGGCGAGAAUCUAUGGAGCUGUGGGGCAUGUGGAUGAAGAGAGAGCCAGGAGCUGCCUGCCAUUCCUGGUGAGUCAGCUGGCCAACAUGGAACAUUCGUUUCAUCAUAUUCUCCUGCUGGAGAUUAAGAGCAUCACUGAUGCUUUCUCCUCCAUCCUGGGCCCUCAGAGCAGAGAUAUCUUCCGCAUGAGCAACAGCUUCACUGCCAUUGCCAAGCUUCUUACCCAACAACUGGAAACUACCAAGGCCAGAAGCAGCAGAAAGAAAACAAAAACCCUAGUGAAUUUGUCGGAAACUCCCUUUAACAAGUCAUAUGUUUUAAGAUUUAAAAAUUUGCAUAAUGUUCAAUAUCUGAUGUCAAAGAGUUUGGCUUUGCACACUGUGCUAACAAAGAGCAUGAGUUCAGAUGAUGGGGAAAUUGUAGAGAGUGGAGAUAUGCCAGCUAGGAUCAUUCUUUCAGAAACAGAUCCACUUAGCCAAGGAAACGACAAGUUGCCCUUUAAGGCAAACUCUGACAGAUCACAGCUGAGAAAUUCUUCAGUUUCACACCCAAGUAUUAUACAUACAGAAUCAGAGAAUUUGCCAGAAACAGUUAAAGAAAACUGCCAGGAGGAAACUCCAGAAACAACUGCAAGUCCUGUAGAAUACCAAGAUAAGCUCUACUUGCACUUAAAGGAAAAUUUCAAUAAAGUAAAGGCAUACGCUGUGGAAAUCGGAAAGAAGAUUCCAAUCCCUGAUCAGUGUACCAUUGAAGAUUCUGUUAGAAGUUGUGUAGCAAAGUUGUUCUUUACCUGCUCCCUGAAGGGUCAUUACUGCCUCUACAGUAAAUCCAGUUUUAUUCUCAUCAGCCAAGAGCCUCAGCCAUGGAUCCAGAUCAUGUUCCUCUUUCAGCAGAGCCUGUUUCCUGAGCCACUGUCUAUACAGAGUCAUUCUGUACAAUUCCUCAGAGAUCUGUGGGAGAAGACCCAGGCAGAUGGUGCUCACAGCUUUGAAACAGCCAUGAUGGAGUCCACAUUUCCACAGCAGAAGGAUCUGGACCAGGUACAGCUCCAUCUGGAAGAAGUGAGAUUCUUUGAUGUAUUUGGCUUCAGCGAAGCAGCAGGAGCAUGGCAAUGCUUCAUGUGCAACAACCCCGAGAAAGCGACCGUUGUAAACCAAGAUGGCCAGCCUCUCAUAGAAGGAAAACUUAAAGAGAAGCAAGUCAGAUGGAAGUUCAUCAAAAGGUGGAAAACUCGUUAUUUUACGCUGGCCGGAAAUCAACUUCUGUUUCAAAAAGGAAAGUCUAAAGAUGAUCCUGAUGACUCCCCAAUAGAACUCAGCAAAGUACAGAGUGUGAAAGUUGUGGCCAGGAAACGCAGGGACCGCUCCCUCCCUCGGGCUUUUGAAAUCUUCACAGACAAUAAAACCUAUGUUUUCAAGGCCAAGGAUGAGAAGAAUGCAGAAGAGUGGCUCCAGUGCAUCAAUGUGGCUGUUGCCCAAGCAAAAGAAAGGGAAAGUAGAGAAGUAACCACAUAUCUGUAG